Messenger RNA from Poecilia latipinna (sailfin molly), 6535 nucleotides. RefSeq lists its product as uncharacterized. The record is from RefSeq and is a predicted model, not a curated record. Gene Ontology annotation, cellular component: plasma membrane; cytoskeleton. Gene Ontology annotation, biological process: actomyosin structure organization; cortical actin cytoskeleton organization. Gene Ontology annotation, molecular function: structural molecule activity; actin binding. Bases 556 to 5904 code for a protein of 1782 amino acids. The transcript is spliced from 33 exons. Lineage: Eukaryota; Metazoa; Chordata; Actinopteri; Cyprinodontiformes; Poeciliidae.
AAAAAGAAGGAGGACGAAAAAGCUAAAGAUCAGGGAAAAAAGAAAGAAGAGGACAAACCAAAAGAGGAGAAACAAGAGGAAAACGUGAAACACUUGGAGACGACAGAGAAAGAGGAGGAAAAGACAGAAGAAAAGCAGCAGAAGGAAGAAGAAAAGGGAAAGAAAAGGGAGAAGGGAAAGAACAAAGGAAAGAAGGAGGACAAAGAGGAGAACAAGCCAAGUGAGGAACAAGUGAAAGCGCCAAUUGCGGCUCCAGAGCCAGAACUAAAACUUGAGCUGGACACAGAACAGGCUGGAGAUCACCAGUCGGUAAGCAGCGCUGAGACACAGCCUGCUCCAGAGGAGCAAAAGGAAGAACUGGAGAUAAAGAAAGAGCCCAAAGUAGAAGAAGAAAUAAAGGAGGGCACAGAAAAGAAGGAGGAGUCAACAGAACAGCAGGAGGUGACCAAAGGAGAAGAAAAAACAAAAGAGAAGACAAAGAAAGAGAAACCUCCAAAACAAAAGAAGACAGAAAAGAAAGCUGAGGAGGCUAAAGGCCCCAAACGUCCAAAAGUCAUGCAAUGCAAAGUCACUUUACUGGAUGACACUCUGUUUGAGUGUGAACUUGAUAAGCAUGCUAAAGGUCAGGAGCUUUUAACUAAAGUGUGUGACCAUGUCAACCUCCUGGAGAAGGAUUACUUUGGCCUGGCGAUCUGGGAAACCCCAACCAGCAAGACAUGGUUGGAGCCCGUCAAAGAGAUCCGGAAACAGGUGUCAGGUGGCGUCUAUGAGUUUACAUUUAAUGUGAAGUUCUACCCUCCUGAUCCAGCGCAGCUUACAGAAGACCUCACCAGAUAUUUCCUGUGUCUCCAGCUCAGGAAGGACAUUCUGCUAGGUGUUCUUCCUUGCUCCUUUGUCACCCUGUCCCUGCUGGGCUCCUACACGGCCCAGUCCGAGCUGGGAGAAUAUGACCCGGAGGUUCACGGGACAGACUAUGUUAAAGAUCUGAACCUGGCACCCGGACAGAGCAAGGAGCUGGAGGAGAAAGUGAUGGAGCUGCACCGCACUUACAGGUCAAUGAGUCCAGCCCAAGCAGAUUUGCUGUUUCUGGAAAAUGCCAAGAAACUUGCAAUGUACGGAGUUGACCUGCACCAAGCCAAGGAUCUCGAUGGUGUUGACAUCACACUGGGUGUUUGCUCCAGUGGUCUGAUGGUUUACAAGGACAAGCUGAGGAUCAAUCGUUUCCCAUGGCCCAAAGUGCUUAAAAUUUCUUACAAACGGAGCAGCUUCUUUAUCAAAAUCAGAGCGUCGGAGCAAGAGCAGUAUGAGAGCACAAUUGGCUUCAAGCUGCCCAACUACAAAGCCUCAAAGAAACUUUGGAAAGUUUGCGUUGAGCAUCAUACUUUCUUCAGGGUUCCAUCAGUGGAGCCUCCAUCGUCCCGUCGUUUUCUUGUCUUGGGUUCCAAGUUCCGGUACAGCGGCCGUACUCAAGCCCAGACCCGGCAGGCGAGCUCCAUGAUCGACCGCCCAGCGCCUCGAUUCACACGUUCUGCAAGCAAGAGGCUGUCACGUAACUUGGACGGAGCUGGAGAUGAGACUCUCCAGUUUCUGCAGCAACUCUCUGAAUCAUGCAGAUCUGAGACUGAUGAUAGGUCAUUCUCUGGCCAGCCUUCUGUGGAAUUUCCAGCCAGAGGGGAGUCUGAGCAGACUGUGACCUGGCAGGGCACCAUAGAUGGUGGCUCUCAAAUUAUCAGUGAACAGCAACAGCAGUACCUAAAGGAAGGCGAGUGGUCUGACCUUCUGUAUCGUCAACCUGCUGUAGCCACUGUGGAGACUUUUGAUUUUGUGGAACACCAAGCCAAACCCAGCUCUGGAUACUCCUCCUCUCCGGACCCGCUACAUAAACCUGCACCAUACCAGCAGGAUGACUGGUUCCUAUACUUUGGUCGGUUCUUAUCUGAGUCUGAAGAAAAUAUUUUGUCCUCUCGUAAAAUCCAGUCCCAGAUCCGUUUGGAGGAGCUUGUCACAUCAGUGGUCAAACAAGAAGAGACUACCGAGCAAGUCAUUGAGAGACUGCAGAAGUCUGUGGCCUUAAUAGACACGUUGACAGAGAUCGAAGAUCUGGAAGGGAAACUGAGAAAAGUGAGGGACUUGGAGGAAAGACUACAGGAAGCGGGUGAGGUGUCAGAGAGGAUUCAGAGGAUCAUCGAAGAGCAACUGGGGCAAGAAGAGGUUGAAAGGUUAAGAGCAGAAGAGGGGGAUUUGGAUCAGGUGGUUUUACAGAGAUUUAUGAAGACGAUUGAGACAGAUGAGGAUGAAGUGGAUGAACUAGAAGAACAAAUUAAAGCUGUGUUUUUAAAAGGCUUGGUGCCUGAAGAGGAAAACGAGCUGAAUCAGUUAGAUGGGAGUCUGAGGACUAAGGUACGAGAGAUACAGAAGGAAUGGCAGGAAGACGUACAGCAAAAGUUUGAGUCUUCAGAUGUUUCUGGGGCCACUUCUGUUGUGAUUAUGCAGAAGGUUGAGCACAGGGACGGGAAGAGGGUGAUGAUUGUGGAUGAGAGCGGGAAGUCAAAUGGGAUGUUAGAAAAACAGACCGAGAGAGAGGUCACAGAGAGGCUUCAUUUUGGAAAUCCUGUUGAGGAAGAAAAUGAGGAUGAAUGGUACCUGCUUUUUUACCGCCCUCCAGUUUUCAGCCCAUCAGAUGAGAGCACAUAUUUAAGAUCAGUGGUGAAGAGACAGGUAGGAGAAGAGGAAAUUCAGGAACAACCAUGGAUCCUGCAACAACCAGCACUCGUGGAAAGGGUGGAUGACUGGUUUGUGUUGCUGGCGGGGCCUCCAACAGAAACCAAAUAUGUAGAACCAGUAGCAAUGAAGGAAGUCCAGAUGGAUGAAGGGCAGUUUGUCUCAGUGGUUGAAGUUUCAGAAGAUUACAAGGCGGAAAUUGAAGAGAGACAGAUGAUACAAGAAACGCAAAGAGAAACCUGGAUAGAACCAGUAAUGAUAAAUGAAGCCCAGAUGGAUGAAGGGCAGUUUGUCCCUGUGGCUGAAGUUUCAGAAGAUUACAAAGUAGUAGUUGAAGAGACACAGAUUACCCAAGAGGCUCUGAGAUGUCUUAAAGAAAUCCAGUCAGUGACUGAGAGGGACGAUGACUGGUUUGUGUUGCUGGACGUUCCUUCUAGACAAACUACAUAUAUAAAACCAGUGAGUCUACCAGGAGGUGUCUCCAAAUCCCAGAUUGAACGUGUCCCAGCUGUUGAUCAGGGAGACAAAAGAGUUGAGAUUUUUGUAGAGGAUACUGAAAGAAAACAAAUACCAAGGCAAGCAGAAGAUGACUGGUUCAGUCUGCUUGAUCUUCCUGACAGGGGAACAUCACUUCUACAGCCAGCAUCAAUGCCCGAAUAUGUUCAGAUUCUUCCCAAAGAAAAGAAGGCAACUGUGACCGUCUCAGAGGCAGUAGAGAGGACAAGGGAGGUUGUAGUUGUAGUCAAGGAGACUGUGACUCAGAAACGUGACAAGACACCUCCAGAGCAGAUAACGUUGUAUCCAGUGAGCAACCGAGAUGAUGAUUGGUAUCUGCUGCUGGACAUACCGUCCAAAGUAGAGUCUUAUAUUCCUCCAGUUUCUGUGCCAGAACCAGCUAAAAUCAGUCCAGUUGUUCCAAUUGAAGCAAAACGUGUAGAGCAAAGGUUAUAUCCAAUUAGUCCACAGCCUUUCCAGCCUCUUCCGGAGACAGAUGACUGGCUCAUGCUGUUUGACAUUGUUGGUGACAAGCCAGUUAUCGUACCCACAGCUGCCCCGGCUGAGGCUGUUCAAAAGAUGGAAAAGACGUUUGAAGUCGAGGCAAAAACCACAGAGAUUGCAGCGCACAAGGAAGUAAAAACCACAGAGAUUAGAACAUACGAAGAAGUGAUAAUUAGUGCGACCAGCGGGCAAGAGGGUACUCGUUCUCCUAAAAUUAGGCCAAGCCAGCCCCCACCUCUGUCAAACAUGGAAGAUGAUGAUUGGGUUGUCUUGCUUGACAUUACUCAAGAAAAACCCAUACCCGAUGCACCAGUUGCUGAGGUUCAGAGGGUUGUUAAGACACCUGUACCCAGUGAACCAAAACCAAAGUUCGUCAAGGAGGAUCAGAGGCCACCUGCUGUGACUGUGAUUAACCUGCCACAACCAACAUAUGAGGGUGAUGAUUGGUUUGAGCUGCUAGAUGUGGCACCAAAAGUAUCAGUGGCUGUGGAACAAUCUGACUUCCCUGUUCCUGAAGCGAGAACAGCCAAAACGUUUGUAGCCACAGAGAAAAGAUCACAGCAGAGGGUUACUAUUGUGGAUGAGACUUGGCAGAAGAAAGAAGUAGUGAAGGAACGUCAGCCCCAAAUAGAAGUGGAAGACGAUUGGUUUGUUCUCCUGUAUCCAGACCUAAAAACAUCAGUUGCUGCCCCUGAAAGCCUCAGGGUCCGAUCAGAGGUCAGAGUUCCAUCUGCUGUGGCCACAAAAAGGGUUGAAAUUUCUGAGAAGGAGCCACAGUUUGAAAUGCGGAUCCUGGAAGAAAGACGUCCAGUCAUACACACAGAUGUCACUGAUGACUGGUUUGUUCUGCUAGAUUUUGAUGCCAAAGAGUCAGUUGUGAGCACGCAGAGGGGCACACGUCCCGUCAGUGCUCCAGUCUUCUCUCAGGCCGCGCUGGCAGAUGCAGGAAUCCCCAUGGCUCCCUUCGACCAGCCCCAGACCUCCACUCCCAUAAAGACCAGCCGCCUGGAAGAGAGGAAGCUGGAAGUCACGGUAGAAGCUGCAGAGCCCUCAAAAAUAGAGGCCGUGUCUGAGGUCAAGUCAGCAGUGUCGAGGGAGCAGAGAGACGUAGAUUCUUCACUGAUAUCCACCAUCAAUGGGUACAUCCAGCACGAGUCUGAGAGCGAGAGGACGAUCGAGGAAGGGGUGCAAAUGCGAAAGAAAAGAGCUAAGAAAAUUGAGGGUGACUCAAUUUAUAUCAGACAUAGCCUGUUAAUGCUGGAGGAGUUCGAAAAGCCUCAGGAGGACCUGCUCAGGCACCACGCCAGCAUCAGUGAACUGAAGCGGAACUUCAUGGAGGCCGUGCCGGAGCCGAGGCAGAGUGAAUGGGACAAGCGUCUGUCCACGCACUCUCCAUUCCGUACCGUAGGCAUCAAUGGCCAGCCGCUGCCCAGUGCAGAUGGGAGUGUGUGCAUUAGUCCCAGUUGCAAAAGAUCAGAAACAAAAACUCUUCAUGAGGAUGCCAGGAGUAAUUUCGGGGGUGCCGAGGCAUCUGGGUCCUCUCAGAGCCGUCAGAGUGAACCUGACGUUGUCGAAGGCCUCAGCGCUCCUGUUGAAGAGUCAUUGUGCGAUCACGAGGAGGUUGUGCUUUUUGAGACUCUCCUGGUGCCGCUCGUAGAGGUGGAAAUGGCGCAACUGGCUCCCCCAGUUGAGUCCGUCUGUAAAGCUUUAGAUAAGAUCCCGGAGGAAGAAGGAACAUGUCUCGUAGCGCCCGAGUGCUCCGGGGGAAUAGUUGGACUUUCCUCACCUUCCUUUUUCUGGAGUGACGGUCCGAAGGUCAUGCGCUGCUCCCAGCCCCCUCUGGUGCAGACCCACACUGUCACCAUCACAGCUGUUUCCAACUCCCUGCCUGGUGACAUCUCCACCACAGAAGUUCCCAUCGUCCCAACCAAGACCUUCACCUAUGAGUCUUCAAAGAUGACAGAUGACGGUACAGAUGAGGACAAGGAUAGCUCUUUUUCCACUUCCAAGACCGUUACCUCAGAGACGAGCAGCGGCACCACUGUCACCACCACCACCACCCAUAUCUCAAAGGUGGUAAAAAGUGGAUCCUCAGAGACCCGGAUGGAGAAGAGAAUUGUCAUAACGGCAGACUCUGAUGUUGACCAAGAAAAGGAGAAACAUGGCGGAGCAUCAGCAUUGUAACAGAGCCCUUCCCUUAUCCAUUUAACUCGCCACCUUCAACAUCCUUUAGACCGCGACACUCAACACACACAGUGACCAAGUCUGUUCGCGCACAACAGAAAAACCUCAGAAAUCUUCAUCUGGCAGGACUGAUUAUGGAGUAGGCUGUUCCUUGUAGAUCCUGUUUGUUUUCUCAGUUGAGCUCUUCACAGUAGGUAGGAAGUGCUGAUCAAAUGCUUCACUUAUCAUCCUGGGGUUUAGUGUGAACAUUUGAUUGGUUUAUAACCAGCCUUUUCUCAGUUGAGUGAUGUCUGUUAUGUUUGCUUUAAAAUGCUUUUAUUGUUUAAUAGUGGUUUUCUACAAAUGUAGUAGAGCGUCAGUUCAGAAACCAUGAUUAGCAGUGAUUCCCUUGGUGCUACUUGGGGAAAACGUUAAGACGACAUUCAAGUGAACUCUUAUUUUAUUUAUUUUUUUUUGUUUGUUUACUUGUCUAUUAAAUUCAGGAGAGAUUUUAUUAUUAUUAUUAUUAUUAUUUUAUUAUUAUUAUUAUUAUUAUUAUUGAAAUGACAUACCUCACAUUUAAAACGUGAACAAAUAUAUUCUGUGCUCAAAUUUGGACAGGUUUUUUUGGCUUUGUUCACUGCUCAGGUAC